Encephalitozoon cuniculi GB-M1 is the source of this 246-nucleotide messenger RNA. RefSeq lists its product as uncharacterized. The record is from RefSeq and is marked provisional. The coding region runs from base 1 to 246 and encodes 81 amino acids. NCBI's taxonomy places the organism in Eukaryota, Fungi, Microsporidia, Unikaryonidae. Gene Ontology annotation, biological process: mRNA splicing, via spliceosome; spliceosomal snRNP assembly. Gene Ontology annotation, molecular function: RNA binding. Gene Ontology annotation, cellular component: catalytic step 2 spliceosome; U1 snRNP. The transcript has a single exon.
AUGGAUGGAUCCUGUGAUAAAAAGCCUGCAAGGGAAAAUCCAAAGCAGUUUCUGCAAAGGAUGAAGAACAGAAGCGUCCGAGUUGCUCUCAAGUGGGGACAGGUUUACGAGGGGACUCUUGUUGCGUCGGACAAUUACUUCAACAUACUUCUGGACGAGUGCACUGAAAGGGAGGGGGAGGCAUCUGUGAAGAUCGGCGAGGUUUCGAUCAGGUGUAACAACAUCAAGAGGAUAUGCGAGGUCUAG